This is a messenger RNA of Danio aesculapii, 2942 nucleotides long. RefSeq names its product 2',3'-cyclic nucleotide 3' phosphodiesterase (gene cnp). The record is from RefSeq and is a predicted model, not a curated record. Bases 208 to 1491 code for a protein of 427 amino acids. Gene Ontology annotation, cellular component: membrane; cytoplasm. Gene Ontology annotation, molecular function: 2',3'-cyclic-nucleotide 3'-phosphodiesterase activity. NCBI's taxonomy places the organism in Eukaryota, Metazoa, Chordata, Actinopteri, Cypriniformes, Danionidae. Gene Ontology annotation, biological process: cyclic nucleotide catabolic process. The transcript is spliced from 4 exons.
CCGCGCUCUCGUGCACGCAGCAGCAGCUCAAGUGCCAGUUUCCGUUUUGUUUCCUGAUUAUUGCUAGUCCUCGGACCGGGCAGGCGGGGGUUUCUGCAGCGGAGAAACGUGGAAUUUGGCCGAACGGCGCUUUUUGAGUCUUCAGCUCCGGGUAACAGUGACAGCUUUACUACAUCUGCCAGCGUUAUAAUCCAAAGCAGUGUAGCAAUGGAAGCUGAACAGAAUCAGGAAGUUCCAGAGACCGUUGCUGAGACGCAGGAAGUGGCAGCACAGCAAGAGGAGAAAUCAGAGCCCAAGUCCGAAGAGGCGCCUCAGGCUCCUUCAGAAGCGGCAGCAGAUCCUCCAGCAGCGACCCCCGAACCGGAGAAGCCCCAAGAGACGGCGCCUUCUGCUGAGGAACAGCAGAAAGCAACAGAAUCUGAAGCGCCUCCAGCCAAACCCUCUGAACCCGAGGUAAAAUCUCCCGAGGAUUCCGCUGAAAAAAACCCUGAGCCUGAACAGCAGCAGAAGUCGUCCGAGGAGCCAUCGCUUCAAGUCAAUUCUGAGCCCGAGAAGCAGGAGGAGGAAGCUGUGAAAGAGGUGGAGUCUAAGAAAGAGGAGGAGCCUGUCAAAGAGGCGGAGUCCAAACCUGCUGCUGUGAAUGAAGCAAAGCCAGAGGAGUCUGAGAAAAGUGAGGAGACGAAAACAGAAGGAGAAAAGGUACAAGCACCUGAGGCUGAUGGAGUUCAAGCUGGGCCUCCAAAAGAGGCCGAACCUGAGGAGAAAAAGCCGGAGCUGCCACUCUUUUAUGGCUGGUUCCUGCUUAAAGAGGAAGAGGAGCGAAUUAAGUGUGCAACCAUGGACUUCCUAAAGACGCUGGAUACUUUGGAGGCCUUCAAAGAACACAUAAGUGAAUUUACCGGUGAGGCAAAUAAAGAGGUGGAUCUUGAGCAGUAUUUCCAGAACUUGCUGCCGCUCCACUGCACUACAAAGUUCUGUGACUACGGCAAAGCAGAAGGGGCUAAAGAGUACGCAGAGUUGCAGGUGGUCAAGGAAGCGACUGGCAAGUCUGAUGAGCUCUCGGUCACCGCUCUCAUUGUGACCCCUCGUACAUUCGGGGCGCGUGUGGCUCUGACCGAAACCCAGCUGAAUCUGUGGCCUGAGGGAGAGGAUAAAGUUGGGGUUCCUCCAACCCUCUUACCCGGUGUAGAGUCUCUACCGGCAGGCAAUCGUGCCCACGUCACGUUAGGCUGCUCUGCUGGCGUGGAGGCGGUUCAGACCGGUCUGGAUCUGCUGGAGAUCCUGGUUCUUCAGAAGGAGGGUAAGGAGGGCACUCAGGUGGAGAUGGAGAUGGGCACUUUGUCCUACCUGAGCGAGGGCCGCUGGUACCUUACCUUGAGGGAAGCCAUUACCGCAGACACCACCUUCUCUAGCUUCUCUGAAGACAAGCCCGUCAGCGACCAGGGCAAAAAGGAUGGAGAGAAGAAAAAGAAAAAGUGUACCAUUCUGUGAGCUGAAAGCACGAGGAGAAGAGAGGGUGAAGGAGACAUUUUUUCCUAAGGGCUCCGGCCUGCGGUUGUCUGAGGCUGAUGUUGUGUUUUUGCAUGUGUGUAGGUGGAUUUGCGUGUUUCGCAGCUUUAAUGUGUGCACAGGGAUGGAUGGGGAUGAUUUGGCUGGCAGUGUGAAACCAAAGCGGCCUGCUGGCUUUCUCUUUAGCUGGUGCCUUUUUUUUUUUUUGGUUUGUUUUCUCCCCUUUUUGCCUGGCAACACAAGCCCAGAGGCCUUUGUAUCUGCCUUAAGGUCAUGGAUCACUUUGCUGGAAAGUUCACUCUGCUAUAGGUGCUAGUUCACACACACCACCAUCCCUGUUCCCUUUACACAGGUGCGUUCACUGUCAGUCUUCCUCAUUCAUGUACAACACUUUUUAGCACAACUUUAACUGAUUUGUACUCCGUGCCUGUUCGCUGCUUGUUGAUGCAGGCUUUAAAGGGAUAGUUCACCCAAAAUUGAGAAUUCUGCCAUUUACUCAUCCUUCAGUUAAUUGACUUUUUUUUUUUUUUGUAUGCAAAAUCUUUCCAAAAAAUGUUGAAAAACUCUAACCAUCGCCUUUCAUAGCAUGUUUUUUCUGCACUGCUAUAAAAGUGGAUGGUUACAGGUUUCUAACAUUUGUGUUUAACAGAAAAAGGAAAUACGCAAAGGUUUGGAGCCAUUCGAUGGUGAGUAAAUGUACGUUUUUUUGGCUGAACUUUUCAUUUAACUUGCCACUGAGGGGAAAAAUAAGCAUUGGCAAGGCGGUUUGGUAUGGAGUAUGAAUCUGUUAGACUAGUAUGUGAUUCUUCAGUGUCCCUCUCUUUCUCCAGCCAUUGUGGAGCUGGUAUUUUCCAUGAAUUUAUGCUGCACCUUUGUUCAAGUCUCACCAAUAGUGAUCUGUUUAGUGUGUAUGUGUGCAUGACUGUUGGCAAAAAGAGAAAAAUUCCAAAAAACAAUUCUUACAAUCACUCAAUAGGUUUUCUUUUUUAUUAUUAAGACUACAUAGCUACUCUGUGACAUGUUUUUAGGCUGAAGCGUGUGUUUGUGUAUGAAAGAGAAUGAUCUCUCGUCUGUCUUACCGUUUACAGUGUUGCUCAAACCAUCUACAGUUCAUUAUCAUAUUAGCAUAAAACAUGCCUAUUCUGCUCUUCAUUACGUGUACGAUCUGCUCUUUCAGAAAUCCAGUAUAUUCACAUGUGAUAGUACAUUUACUCUCUCUCCAUGUCUGUCUCAAUCAUAUCAGUUUUGAGAAAAUGUGCACUCUAAAUACUGUGACAAGCAUCUGUCUGGUGCCUUCCUCUUCUGUAGGUUUCUAGAUGGCCGAAGCCAUGCUUCUCGUAGCUCUGACAUCAAGGCACUAAUUUUUUUGCACUUACCUUGUUUUUCAUUUUGUUUUUGUACACUUAAUAAAGAAUGUGCUUGGCUCUGACGAA